Helianthus annuus (common sunflower) is the source of this 2246-nucleotide messenger RNA. RefSeq lists its product as uncharacterized. The transcript has 3 exons. Lineage: Eukaryota; Viridiplantae; Streptophyta; Magnoliopsida; Asterales; Asteraceae. The record is from RefSeq and is a predicted model, not a curated record. The coding region runs from base 216 to 1733 and encodes 505 amino acids.
CCAUUUGAGCUUUUUAUGGUUCCCACUCCUCUUUCCCUUUUCCAAAGAAAACCAAACGACAGGAAAUCUUAACGAUCCACAAACCCACCUGAGAGAAAUUCAUCUACAAACACUCCUUCCUACAUGGAUCAAUUUAAUCUCAACAACUUCUAGGGUUUCUUUCAAUGAUUGAGGUCCACCCAAUUUAGCCUUUCACCGAUCUCCUUCUACAGUCAAUGCGUCAGAAGAAAACCGGCCUUCAGAUCGGAGAAGAACCGGUUUCAAGAUUCCCAAAUCUCCAAAUCGAAUUACCCACAAGAAAUCACGAUGAACAAACACCCAAUUUCAAGAAACUCACAUCAACAACAACAACGACAACAACGACCCAGAAACCCCUUUAUUCAAAUCCUCAAAAAAGACCGGUUGUUAUGAGUCCUCAGUUGAAAACAUCACCAACCCAUCUUCACCAUAACCAUAACCAUAACCAUCAGUAUCAUCCGUACAAUCACUCUAGAAGAAAUUCGCAACAAAAAUCGUUAAUUUGUUGUUCAUCUUCCGAAGCCCUUUUAGCUACCAAGACAAUAGCUCUUAAAGUUUUGAACUUUACUUACUUCAAACUCAUAUGGAUUAAAGUCCCUUUCAGGGUCUUGAUUCUGCUCUUUUUGCCUUCAGUUUAUUACUUUUCUUUGAGUUAUAGAUCUUUUUAUCUUUAUAUACUCUUUGUUGUUGCUUUCUUUGGUGUUGUGUUGUCUUCUUUUAAUAUUAAUAGCUUUCAUGCUGCUAAUAUCCCUUCAAUAAGGCUGUUUGUCGCCCGGAAUUUCCCGAAUCUGAAGCUUUAUAAGUCGGGUCAUGAUGGGUCAAACUCAAACUCAAGUUCAAAAUCACACCCACCAGUUGUUUGGUCAAUUGGGUCAAAGACCAGAUUAGAGGAGAAGUCGAAUUCGGAUUACUUGGUGAAGGUAUACAGUAAUGGGGAUGUGUAUGAGGGUGAGUUUUACAAAGGGAAGUGUUCUGGAAGUGGGGUUUAUUAUUACAACUUGAACGGGCGAUACGAGGGUGAUUGGGUUGACCAGAAGUAUGAUGGGUAUGGGGUUGAAACUUGGGCGAAAGGUAGUCGGUAUCGAGGGCAGUAUAGGCAGGGGUUGAGGCAUGGUUAUGGUGUUUAUCGGUUUUACACCGGGGAUACGUAUGCUGGUGAAUGGUUUAAGGGGCAGUGUCAUGGAUGUGGGGUUCAUACGUGCGAAGACGGUAGCAAGUAUUCUGGUGAGUUUAAAGGCGGUAUCAAACACGGGCUUGGUCACUAUCGUUUCAGAAACGGGGACACAUAUGCUGGAGAAUAUUUUGCCGACAAAAUGCAUGGUUUUGGCGUUUACCGUUUUGCAAACGGGCAUAGGUACGAGGGUGGUUGGCAUGAAGGAAGAAGACAAGGGUUUGGUAUGUAUACUUUCAGAAACGGCGACACUCAAUCGGGUCACUGGGAUAACGGGGUUCUCACCGUUUCAACCUCCAAAGAUUCGUUUAUUUCCGGUUCAUCUUCUUCUGUUUCGCAUGUCAAAGUCCUUAAAGCAGUCCAGGAAGCAAGACGUAUAGCCGAGAAAGCAGUUGCUGCAGCAGACGUGGAUGAGAGGGUGAACAGAGCCGUGACUGCGGCUAACCGAGCUGCGAACGCAGCAAGAGUGGCGGCAGUUAAGGCGGUCCAGAACCAAAUGCAUCAACACGGUGACAUUGACGAUCAGCAACUAGACAUAGUCUGAUUCACUUCUCUUUAUUCGACCUCCUGUCGGAAUAUUAAUAUUUUGAAACGUAAUAGUUUUCCAGUAGUAAACGGUAAACGAUGGCUGGUGGUGCGAGGAGGUGGUGCCGCCUGGAACCGCAAUCGGUGUUGAAUACUGAAGGUACUGAUUGAGGAGCAAAUGGUAUCCCUCUUUCGUCUGGCUACGAAAUAAGUAUAUGUUUAUAUAUGUUGUUGGUACCACUAAAUCACUAAUAGGGUUUAUGCAUUCGAAGGGCACUAAAGUGCCGGUUUCGUUUUGUCGGUGUAACAUGAAAUCGAAAGGAUAUUUGAAGAAGGGGCUUGUUACAGCGUAAUAAUAACGCUGCGUAGCCACCGAGAUUCAUGAGAGUUAGGAGGCCUUUUUCAUGUCCUUUGCCUCUUUUGUUUGUUCAAAUGUAAAAUGUACAUGUUUGUCUUCACUUAAGAAAAAAAAAAGUCAACAUAGUUAGUGUUGUAUUGGCUUUGGUUUUUAUGAAUCUAAUGUUUGUAUUUA